Tympanuchus pallidicinctus (lesser prairie-chicken) is the source of this 4492-nucleotide messenger RNA. RefSeq names its product glucosidase alpha, neutral C (gene GANC). Gene Ontology annotation, molecular function: carbohydrate binding; alpha-1,4-glucosidase activity. The coding region runs from base 108 to 2852 and encodes 914 amino acids. Gene Ontology annotation, biological process: carbohydrate metabolic process; N-glycan processing. NCBI's taxonomy places the organism in Eukaryota, Metazoa, Chordata, Aves, Galliformes, Phasianidae. The transcript is spliced from 24 exons. The record is from RefSeq and is a predicted model, not a curated record.
GGCGGAGCCGCUGCUCGCCUGGGCCCGGGUGCCCCCCCGCCGCCGCCGCCCGGCGGUUCGCUCUGUGACUGCGGCGCCGCGCUGCCGCGGAAAGGCCCGGCGCCGCGAUGGAGGCGGCCGCGCAGGGGGAAGCCAGCAUUCAAGAUGAAGCUGUGGACAAAAGCAACUUUAAGGAGUGCAACCAGAUUGCUUUCUACAGACGUCAGAAACUUCUUCGUCCUGGAAAAUCCUUGUAUCGAGCGCUGUUGGAUACAGUCUCAUUAAGUGAUGAGAAUGUUAAAUUCCAAAUUACUCAUGAGGAGAAUAAGGUUCUUCUACAAGUGGAAAUCUACAAAAUAGAAGGCAAUAUUUUUAGGCUUAAAAUUAAUGAGGCAGCUCCUCUCAGAGCAAGAUACGAAGUUCCUGAUGUUCUUGUAAAGGAACCUGCCACCCAGAAACUCUCUAUGUCCCAGAAGGAGGAAGGUGUUUUGGUGUUGACAAGUGUUAAUGAGGACUACAAGCUUCGACUCACAGCAAACCCCUUGCAGGUUGAGCUACAGUUCAAGGAUGAGACUGUUCUGAGCAUGAAUUCCAAUGGGUUGUUAUAUUUUGAGCACCUACAACCACCUCCCAGUGAUAGAAACCCUACCACAGAAAAUGAGGAGGCAGCAGGUGAUUCCUCUAAGGAUAAUCAGGAGGAUCUAGGUCUCUGGCAAGAGAAAUUUGGCAGUUUCUUAGACAUCAAAGCUCAUGGUCCUAGUUCUGUAGGCAUGGACUUCUCUUUACACGGAUUUGACCAUCUUUAUGGAAUACCACAACAUACAGAAUCACUUCUUCUCAAAAACACAAGUGAUGGUGAUGCAUACCGGCUUUAUAAUUUGGACAUCUUUGGCCACAAGAUACACGACAAGAUAGGCAUUUAUGGUUCAGUGCCACUUCUCAUAGCACACAAACCUGACAGAACUCUGGGGAUCUUCUGGCUGAAUUCUUCGGAAACACUGGUAGAGAUUAAUACAAAGGCAGUAGCUGAGCACAUACCCACCGAAUCUGCUGCAGAUAUUUCUAAGCAGAGGGCAGUGCCUCUCACUGAUGUGCGCUGGAUGUCAGAAAGUGGAAUCAUUGAUGUUUUUCUGCUGAUGGGACCCACGGCAUUUGAUAUCUUCAAGCAGUUUGCACAACUGACAGGAACUCAAGCACUACCUCCCCUCUUUUCUCUGGGCUACCAUCAGUGCCGGUGGAAUUAUGAAGAUGAACAAGACGUCAAGGCAGUUGAUGCAGGUUUUGAUGAACAUGACAUUCCUUAUGACGUGAUAUGGCUGGACAUAGAACAUACAGAUGGCAAGAGAUAUUUCACCUGGGACAAGAAAAAAUUCCAGAACCCCAAGAGAAUGCAAGAACUUCUCAGGAAGAAAAAACGCAAGCUUGUCGUCAUUGUAGAUCCACAUAUUAAAGCUGAUCCCACGUAUACCCUGUAUUCACAGGGAAAAGAAAAGGGAUAUUUUGUGAAAGACAGGAAUGGAAAAGAUUUUGAGGGCAUCUGUUGGCCAGGUUCCUCUUACUAUCUGGAUUUCACCAAUCCUGAAGUGCGAAAAUGGUAUGCAGAUCAAUUUGCCUUCAAAACAUACAAGGGGUCCACUAAUAUCCUCUUUGUGUGGAAUGACAUGAACGAGCCAUCCGUUUUCAAAGGGGCAGAGCUAACAAUGCAGAAAGAUGCUGUGCACUACAACAACUGGGAGCAUCGGGAAUUACACAACCUCUACGGAUUCUACCAGCAAAUGGCAACUGCUGAAGGACUCAUAAAACGUUCUUCCGGAAAAGAGAGACCAUUUGUUCUCACACGAUCUUUCUUUGCUGGAUCACAAAAGUAUGGGGCAGUGUGGACCGGAGACAACACAGCAGAGUGGAGUUACUUGAAAAUCUCCAUUCCAAUGCUUCUCACCAUCAGCAUGGCAGGGAUUUCAUUCUGUGGAGCUGAUGUGGGAGGGUUCAUUGGAGAUCCAGAACCAGAAUUACUUGUUCGCUGGUAUCAGGCUGGAGCCUACCAGCCCUUCUUCAGAGGUCAUUCUAACAUGAAGAGCAAACGGCGAGAACCGUGGCUCUUUGGGGAGAAGAACACCCAGAUCAUCAGGGAAGCCAUUAGAGAGCGCUACGUCCUCCUGCCAUACUUAUACACACUGUUCUAUCGGGCACACACAGAGGCUGAACCAGUUAUGAGGCCUCUCUGGAUAGAGUUCCCAGAGAAAUUAGAAACUUUUGGAGUGGAAGAUGAAUACAUGCUAGGAAAUGCUUUGUUGGUAUAUCCAGUCACGGACAAAGAGGCCAAGGCUGUGAGUGUGCUACUUCCAGGGUUGAAGGAGGUUUGGUAUGAUUUCAGAAAAUUUAAACGAAUGGAAGAUCAAGGCACUCUGAAGAUCCCAGUAACACUGGAGAAUAUUCCCAUAUUCCAGCGAGGGGGCACUGUGAUACCUCUUAAGACUGCAGCUGGAAAGUCCACUGAAUGGAUGACAAAUAUUUCUUACGAACUCCGCGUGGCACUGAACGCAGAGGCCUGUGCAGUAGGUGAGCUCUACCUAGAUGAUGGACAUUCAUUUCAGUAUCUCCACAAAAAGCAGUUCCUGUACCGGAAAUUCACUUUUCACAAGAACAUUCUCUCUUCCAGCUGCACAGAUGAGAGCGGUCAAUACCGUACCACGUGUGUGGUCGAGCGCGUGAUAUUUAUGGGUCUUGGACAACAGCCCACUUUAGUGACAGCCUGUUCCAAGGGUGGGAAAGAAAAAGAAGUGGUUUUCACAUAUGAUACGAAGACUGCUGUACUGAUUCUGGAAAAUUUAGCCCUGAGAGUUGAUAGUGACUGGGAGAUUUGCAUCAAGUGAAACAGGACAACUUCUUCAAAUAAUUCAUUGAGAGGUGGAGGAGAAAUCAGCCUCAAAGACUUGAAGUGUUCACUUGAAUCCAAUCAAAUCAAGGAAUAUUUCCCACCCACCCAGCCCCACAGUAACAUUUCUUACAAUUUUCCUUUUAGAACAUUGAUUUAAACUUGGAUAACUCUUCUGUCUGGCAAAAUAAUAGUGCUAUGAUUGUCUGUGGAGGAAAACUAAGGAGUAUUUGUUCUAGGCUAGCUUCAAUUAGGCUUUAAGAGUACAGUCAGUCUUUACUUACACCAAAAAAAAAUCAUGAACUGAUUGUGUGAGGUUGUGGCUCAUUUGCAUGGGAUUUUAUCUAAGGAUUUAGAAAUCUCACCUUUCACAGCUUAGAGCACUUUAGGAGAGCAGAACCGCACCAGUUUGACAAACAGCAUCAGUAGAUAUACCAGAUGCUGAGAUCUGCCUGCAAAAGCUGCCUUGUAAAAAUAAGCUCAGAAAGCCACCCACCGUGGUUGCAGAUGCUUCCUAUUUCCAGUCCUUAUGAGCCUGCAGAAUUCAUCAAUCUGCAUGGGAAAGUAAACAACAGGCUAGCUGAACAAUUUGGUCACCAGGCUUUGAAGAAGUGGUGCCAGUCAGUUCAGAGUGCAGAAUUCUCUCCAAGAGAUGGCUUGGAAACUGGCUUCUGAAAAGGUGUAUGUCUAUGGCAAUGGUAGCAGUUUGGGGCAGCAGCUAGGUUCCCAUGGAAAUGUUUUCCACAGCACUGCUUCCCUCUUUGUGCCAGCGCUACUUUGAAAAUUAAUUUGUUAGGAAAGAAUUGGCCUCUUUUGAAUGAUUAAAUGUCAUUGGUUGAAGUUAGCCUGGUGAAGCAACAUCCUUCCUUGGAAAUCUGCUCCUCCAAGUCUUUGAGCUUUUGCUAAGCCGUGGCUUCCAUUACAUUUAGUUUAGCAAUUUCCUGGUCAGCUUUGGGUAUCUAGCUGAAAUUUGAGCUUAGUAGAUGGCAAUGAAAAAGGCAGAAAUUAUUUCUAUUAACACGAUAAGGAAAUAUUUUCCAUAGUGAAUUCUUAGGGAAAGAGAAGGAUAGACACAAUUUUUGUCCAUUAAAGGGAACAUGGUAGUGCAUUUGUACAUUGUCCCCUACACUUUGUAUUAAGCCCGCUCAGCGCUUGGUCAGUCAUUCCCACCUGCUGCUGUUCGUCCUCUGCAGGACAGAUUUCUGGGAAUAACAGCGUGAGAGCAAAUGGUGACAACUACGCUGUUGAGUACCAAGUGCAGCUUGUUUCCCACCAGACCCUUAGCUUCCUUCUUUUUUUAUUCUGCAGAGCUCUUUUUUGACUCUUUUUAGCAGACACUCUGAACCUCCACUCCAGGAGCUGGGAACUAGCAGCCUAGCUGCCGUGUUUAAUGAAGACAAGUUAAUCCAGGUGGAACAGUAGCAAAUAGAUCUUUUACAUCUGUGAGAAGAUAGACAAACUCUGUUUUUCAGACAGACCCUAUUUUUCUAUCAGCUUCUAAAGUUUUGAUUGAUAAUGGUUUCUUUUAUUUAAACAUGGUGGUGCUGACAGGGUGUAAUUAUUGUCUGGGGCGUUUUAAUGAAAUGUUUUAACUAAUAUUGCUAAGUUUGAAAGUGAAAUAAAGUAACAGCAAAGUGA